UCUCUCUCUAGACUCUCUCUCUCCUCUUCUCUCUAUCUUCCUCGAUCAAAACUCAAAUAAAGACUCGGGCUUUGGACUUUGUUUUGAACCCAAGAGGAAGGGAAAAACCAAACACAGAGAUUGGAUUAGAGAUUACAAAGAAAAAUGUCUGAGAAAGAAAUCAGUCCCACCAUAAAGCUCUUCGGAAAGACCAUACCUUUGGCUUCCGCCGGCCGUGACGUUCCGACCAAUGAUGACCCGCCGUGUGGAGGUUCCCCUGCUGCUGUUGAUUCUGUGAUUGCUGCUGACACUGGUGGUGCUGCUGUUGAAGAGGAAGACUGCUCAAUCAAGCUUCCUUCUUGUUCUGAAACUACUUCACCUGAAGAGCAAGAGGAAACAAUAUCAGGAAAAGAACUCGCUGCUGACAAAGAGGUAGAAGAUCCCUCAAAUCAAUCCACAGAAGACUUAAAACCUCCAACAACAUCAUCAGGGAUUAGUGAGAAUCCCAAAACUCCCUCAGCUGAUAGAGAAACUUCAGUAUCUCUGAAAUCCUCUAAGAACGGAGAACAGAGUGACGAGACCAGUAGCUCACAAGACAAGACUCUGAAGAAGCCAGACAAGAUACUUCCGUGUCCCCGAUGUAAUAGCAUGGACACCAAGUUUUGUUACUACAACAAUUACAACGUCAAUCAGCCCCGCCAUUUUUGCAAAAACUGUCAAAGAUACUGGACUGCCGGCGGAAUCAUGAGGAAUGUGCCUGUGGGAGCUGGUCGGCGCAAGAACAAGAAUGCUUCGUCAGCUUCACACUACCGUCAUAUGCUAAUGUCGGAUGCUCUCCAAACAGCUCAUGCUACUGCUGCUGCUGCUUCUAAUGGUGCGCACAAUCCAACUGUGGGAAGAAAUGGCACUGUGCUUACAUUUGGUUCAGAUUCUCCUCUUUGUGAAUCAAUGGCUUCUGUACUGAGUCUUGCCGAGAAAACACAAAACUCUGUUAAGAGUGGGAUUCAUGUUCCUGAUCAACGAAGAAUUCUGGUUCCUUCCAUAACUGGAGAUAAUGGGGAUGCCCAGUCAAGUGGAUCUUCAAAUAUUACAGCUUUAAAUUCAUCAGAGAGGGGAUGCCAAUCAGGUGUACAAGAGCCAGCAGCUCACAACUUUCAAGGGUUCCCUCCUCAUCAAGUACCGUGCUUUCCAGGCCCCCCUUGGUCAUAUCCAUGGAACUCACCUCAGUGGACCUCUGCAAUGCCUCCACCUGCAUUCUUUCAUUCAGGGUUCCCCAUAUCAUUCUACCCCGCACCACCGUACUGGGGUUGCACUGGACCCGGCUCGUGGAAUGUCCCAUGUAACUCUCCACCAUCCUCGACUCUUAGCCACUGUGGUACAAACUCUGGUCCAAAUUCCUCAACCUUAGGGAAACAUCCUAGAGAUGGGGACAUUCUUAAUCAAGCCAGCUCUAAAAAAGAAGAGUCCAGCAGACAGAACAGGCCAGAUAGAAGUGUUUUGAUUCCUAAAACAUUGAGGAUUGAUGAUCCUAGUGAAGCUGCAAAGAGCUCUAUAUGGGAAACACUUGGCAUCAAGAAUGAAAAGGGAUAUUCUAUCAAUGAGGGAGGUAUCUUUAAGUCAUUUCAAUCCAAGGGAGAAGAGAGAAGGCAAGUUUUUGAACAAUCAUCGGUGUUGCAUGCAAAUCCUGCUGCCUUUUCGCGGUCAAUCAACUUCCAUGAGAGAUCGUGAUCACAUGUAGAAGGAGUCUACCUACUGCAACAUUUUGCUGCUGACCCUUUUUUUUUUCUCAACACCUUCUCCGCAAUGUCUAUCCCAGAACUUCAAACCAGAGCAAAGCUGCUUCUGACUAGAUCACAGAUAUACCCUCUUUUUUUGUUUGUUCUUUAAUCUUUUAUCAGUAUGUGCAGGUACUGUUAGUUUUCAGCUUAAGUGCUUCAAAAUGUUUGUAUACAUACUGAAGUGAGAGGUAGUAUAAGUUAACAUAGGUAAUAUGGAGAGAGAUAGUUGGAUGUAAUAGGAAAACUUGAUGUGCAGAAUAAAUUUCUCA
Molecule: messenger RNA, 2026 nt
Organism: Argentina anserina (silverweed cinquefoil)
Lineage: Eukaryota; Viridiplantae; Streptophyta; Magnoliopsida; Rosales; Rosaceae
Product: cyclic dof factor 1-like
Exons: 2
Coding region: 145-1707 (520 amino acids)
Biological process (GO): regulation of DNA-templated transcription
Molecular function (GO): DNA binding; DNA-binding transcription factor activity
Source: RefSeq, a predicted model, not a curated record